UUCGCUAACAGCAGUUAGCUGCAUCACCGACAAGGGGGGAGAGAGAGAGAGAGAAGAGGAGAGAUAUGGUUUCGCUUAAGCUCCAGAAGCGGCUCUCAGCGAGCGUUUUGAAGUGUGGAAAAGGAAAGGUUUGGCUUGAUCCGAAUGAAGUUAACGAGAUCUCCAUGGCGAACUCUCGCCAGAAUAUAAGGAAGCUGGUUAAAGAUGGUUUUAUCAUCAGGAAGCCAACCAAAAUUCACUCUCGAUCACGUGCACGUCGCAUGAAGGAAGCAAAGAGAAAGGGACGUCACUCUGGAUAUGGCAAGCGCAAGGGUACAAGGGAGGCAAGGUUGCCCACAAAGAUCUUGUGGAUGAGGAGGAUGCGUGUUCUGAGACGAUUGCUUCGCAAAUACAGGGAAUCAAAGAAGAUUGACAAGCACAUGUACCAUGACAUGUAUAUGAAAGUCAAGGGUAAUGUGUUCAAGAACAAGAGAGUUCUCAUGGAGAGCAUCCACAAAUCUAAGGCUGAAAAGGCCAGAGAGAAGACAUUGGCUGACCAGUUUGAAGCAAAGAGGGCUAAGAACAAGGCAAGCAGGGAAAGAAAAUUUGCUAGGAGAGAGGAGCGUUUGGCCCAGGGACCUGGAGGAGGAGAUAAGCCGGUUGCAGCACCACCUGCGGCAGCUGCUCAACCAGCCGUGGUUUCCAAGAAGUCCAAGAAGUAAGAAGGUUCUGUACUCAAUAUAAGUGAUCGACCGUGGCUUUAGAUAUUAGUAUGCCCCAAGUAGUUUUGCCGUGCCAGUGUUGUUUUAGGCGGAUAUGCACUUUGUUCUUUUAGGUGGAGUAAGCUUUAAUGUUUUUGUUCUCAAUUUUACUGUUUUUUGUUUUAAUUAUAUGAUGUAACGUUAUGUUUGAUUUA
Messenger RNA from Hibiscus syriacus, 895 nucleotides. RefSeq names its product 60S ribosomal protein L19-1. The record is from RefSeq and is a predicted model, not a curated record. The transcript has 5 exons. Bases 66 to 701 code for a protein of 211 amino acids. Gene Ontology annotation, biological process: translation. Gene Ontology annotation, molecular function: RNA binding; structural constituent of ribosome. Gene Ontology annotation, cellular component: cytosolic large ribosomal subunit; ribosome. NCBI's taxonomy places the organism in Eukaryota, Viridiplantae, Streptophyta, Magnoliopsida, Malvales, Malvaceae.